AUACGUGAGGUGGAAUAGGACAGUUCGCAGCCUGAAAUUAAUAGAAAAGUGAAUGCAAUGAUUUGGCCAAUAUAUGCUGUGUACGUAUGCAUCGUCGGAUUCAUACGGGCGAUGAAGUGGAUGGAAUAUCAGUUACUAAAAUUGUUCACGCAAAGCGUGAAACAGACCUGGAUCAGGAUAACUGAAAAAUUAGGUGUAGUGAUUCAUUUUCCUGGCGAUAAGUGGAACGAAGAGGAUAGCAAACGUGUUCUGACGGCAUGUACUAGAUACGACAAAUUGGUGCAUUUGAAAGUGCAUGACGACCAAGUGUUCUUAAGAUGGGCGAAUCUAGGCUCGCUGGGCAUUGGCGAAAGCUACAUGGAUAAGCUAUGGGAUUAUACAGAUAGUCCGGAGGAUUUGACGGAAUUAACGGUAAGAGUUCUGGAGCGGAACCUGUUGAAACGUUACUAUGUUGGUUGGAAUAAAUUUUUUGAAUGGCUCGAGCUAUACGCCUUCAAUUUGCAAACUAGAGAAAGAGCAUUUCAAGUGGGUGUCGUUCAUUAUGACUUGGGAAAUAAAUUGUAUGAACUGAUGUUGGAUCCAUGGCUGCAAUACACAUGUGGCUACUGGAAAAAUGCUGACAAUUUGAACGAUGCUCAACUUCAUAAAAUGGAAUUGAUAGCUAAAAAGUUGGAUCUUAAGCCAGGCAUGCGUGUAUUGGACAUUGGCUGUGGGUGGGGCACACUUUGCAAGUAUUUAGCCCAAAACUAUGGGGUAGAGUGCGUUGGCGUCACAAUUUCCAAGGAAGGAGUUAUCUACGGUAAACAAAUAAAUGAAGGUCUUCCAGUCGACAUUCGACUUCAGGAUUAUCGUGAAGUGAACGAAAAGUUCGAUAGAAUUGUAAGCGUUGGAAUUCUGGAGCACGUCGGCUUCCGAAACUAUCGUGAAUUUUUCACAUUGGCUCGUCGCUGUCUGGUGGAUGAUGGAAUAUUUUUGGUGCACUCGAUUGGAAGGAAUCAUCUCAAUUUUCCCAGAUCGGAAAGAUUUAGCAACAAAUACAUCUUCCCGAAUGGAAACUUAGCUAAUCCUGAGGACAUCACCAAGGCCACACACGGUUUAUUUAUCAUCGAAGAUUGGCAUAAUUUCGGUCCUGACUAUGCGAAAACACUGUACGCGUGGAGGGAGAACUUCAUAAAAGGAUGGCCCCAAAUUGAACAUCAGUAUGACGAGAGAUUCUAUAGGAUGUGGAUUUUCUACCUUUCAAUGGCAAGGGCUUUGUUUAAAUCAAGAAAAUGUCAACUUUGGCAAAUUGUCUUGAGUAAGGAUGGUCUUAGGCGGGAAUACAGAGCUGCUCGCUAACAAUUUGAAGAAAAUUGAUCGUUUUUAAAUAAACGAAUUUUGUUUU
This is a messenger RNA of Bradysia coprophila, 1384 nucleotides long. Its product is annotated as cyclopropane-fatty-acyl-phospholipid synthase-like. NCBI's taxonomy places the organism in Eukaryota, Metazoa, Arthropoda, Insecta, Diptera, Sciaridae. The record is from RefSeq and is a predicted model, not a curated record. Gene Ontology annotation, biological process: lipid biosynthetic process.